UCCCCGGAGGAUGCCCCGCGGCGGCGGCUCCUCGCUCUUAGGCGCUAGCUGAGCUGGACCGGGAGCGAGCCGCGCGUCGCCAUGCCGGCGUGACGGGUGCCCGCGGCUGCCCGCGCCGGGCCCCCGCGCUGCCCCACGCCGCGCCGCGCCGGCGCCGGGCGGCAGGAUGGGCUGUAUCCAAAGCAUCACCUGCAAGGCGCGGAUCCGGCGCGAGAACAUCGUGGUGUACGAUGUGUGCGCCACCAUCGACCAGUGCCCCACGCGCAUCGAGGAGACCUCGCCCAUCGUCCUGCGCUACAAGACCCCUUACUUCAAAGCCUCGGCCCGUGUGGUCAUGCCCCCCAUCCCCCGCCACGAGACCUGGGUGGUGGGCUGGAUCCAGGCAUGCAACCAGAUGGAGUUCUUCAACACCUACAGCGACCUGGGCAUGUCAAGCUGGGAACUGCCUGACUUGAGGGAAGGGAGAGUAAAAGCCAUCAGUGACUCAGAUGGGGUGAGCUACCCAUGGUACGGGAACACGACAGAAACCGUGACCCUGGUUGGCCCCACCAACAAGAUCUCCAGGUUCUCCGUCAGCAUGAAUGAUAACUUCUACCCCAGUGUGACAUGGGCAGUGCCAGUGAGUGACAGCAAUGUGCCACUGCUCACAAGAAUCAAGAGGGACCAAAGUUUUACCACCUGGCUGGUGGCCAUGAACACCACCACCAAGGAGAAGAUCAUUCUGCAGACCAUCAAGUGGAGGAUGAGAGUGGACAUUGAAGUGGACCCUCUUCAGCUGUUGGGGCAGCGGGCCCGGCUAGUGGGCAGGACUCAGCAGGAGCAGCCCCGGAUCCUGAGCCGGAUGGAGCCCAUCCCCCCUAACGCACUAGUGAAGCCCAAUGCCAACGAUGCCCAGGUCCUCAUGUGGAGGCCCAAGCGGGGGCCACCUCUGGUUGUGAUACCUCCUAAGUAAAAGCAGACUGCCCAACUGUGUGCGGAACACAUGCCACUGAGACCCGCAGUGGGGUGACCAGGGGUGGCAGGAGCCAAACUGAGUUUCUGAGCCAAAGCAGACCUCUUGGUGUGCCAGCCUUUGCAGCUACUUGUGCCGAGUACAGCUGCUCCUUGGGCGGUAGAACCAUAACCCUUAGGAAAAGCCCCUUCCUCUUAGGAAUAAAGAAACCACUGAUUUGAUAGACUUGCUCUGAUUACCGUGCAAGUAGCCAUAUUUUGGAGCUGACCAGGACGAUUCUUUUAUUUGAACUAUUGACCAUUUCUUUCCUGUGAGAUGCAGGGUAUGGAAAUGAAACUAAACAGUGCCUGUGGCAGAUGCUGCUUCCCAACCAAUUAGAAGCGAGAGUGAAAACAUCCACACCAGGUGUUCGUAAGACAGUCUCCGUGGGGAGGGUGCUGGGGAAUUGGGUGAAAACUCCUUGGUGCUGGGGAGAGAGGAGAAA
Messenger RNA from Apodemus sylvaticus (European woodmouse), 1436 nucleotides. It is a transcript of the gene Fam78b, whose product is annotated as family with sequence similarity 78 member B. Lineage: Eukaryota; Metazoa; Chordata; Mammalia; Rodentia; Muridae. The transcript is spliced from 2 exons. The coding region runs from base 167 to 952 and encodes 261 amino acids. The record is from RefSeq and is a predicted model, not a curated record.